Brenthis ino (lesser marbled fritillary) is the source of this 516-nucleotide messenger RNA. The record is from the annotation of a GenBank genome assembly. NCBI's taxonomy places the organism in Eukaryota, Metazoa, Arthropoda, Insecta, Lepidoptera, Nymphalidae.
AUGACGACAACUACAAAAUCUGCAAACGUAUCUAUAAAACCGAUUGAAGUGCCUAAGGCUUUGCAAGAAGGAGAAAAGUUUAUCAAAUGGGAUGAGGACUCGGGAGUCGGUCUACCAGUUACACUACGAGUGGAUCCAAAAGGAUACUACUUAUACUGGACAGACCAGAAUAUGGAAGUUGAAAUGCUGGAUAUUGCAACCAUUAGAGAUGUAAGAACUGGGUACUUUGCCAAAGUUCCUAAGGACCAAAAAAUACGGAACAUCGUUUUAAUAGGAGCUCAGGGUUCACUCGAAGAAAAGACCGUGACUGUGUGCUACGGGGCUGACUUCGUUAACGUCACAUUCGUUAACUUCUGCUGUACGAGGAAGGCGAUUGCGCAGAUGUGGACAGAGGAAUUGUUCGCGCUGGCGUACAACUUGAACCAGUACAACAAUCCCACCAUCAAGUUCCUUGAGAAACUCCAUACGAAGAUAGUCCUGAAAGCUGAUAAAUCUGGCAAGAUCCUUGUUAAAAAG